This is a messenger RNA of Patella vulgata (common limpet), 12182 nucleotides long. RefSeq names its product neurofibromin. Lineage: Eukaryota; Metazoa; Mollusca; Gastropoda; Patellidae. Bases 73 to 8382 code for a protein of 2769 amino acids. The transcript is spliced from 61 exons. The record is from RefSeq and is a predicted model, not a curated record. Gene Ontology annotation, biological process: regulation of GTPase activity.
CAAAAUAAGAAACAUGGCGAUCGGGCUGGCUGAAGAGACUUAAAAACCAAGUCUUCCUUAAAUUUAUCGACAAUGGCGACACAAAAACCUGGCGAAUGGGUACAGUCGCUCAUAACUCGGUUCGACGCACAGCUGCCAAUAAAGACUGGUCUUCACACCACCCAGUCCAUGCAGAAUGUGGAACAGAAUAAAGAAUGUUUAAUAAAUGUUAGCAAGUACAAGUUCUCUCUAGUCAUUAAUGGACUUACCAAAACCCUUCAAUCAGUGGCUCAGAUGAAAAUAAUUGGACCGGAAGCAGAAAGGAAUUAUUUCGAGUCUCAGCUGAUUAUUUUAGACACUCUUAAAGAUGUUCUCAAUUCUCAACCAAAAGAUACCUCAAGAUAUGAUGAAGCCAUGUAUGUUAAAUUGUUGUUACCAGAAAUUUGCAAGGUUUAUUCAUUUCAGUUUUUGAACCACCCAAUGGAAAAUUGUUUACUAGUCAGUCAACUGAAGAACUUAGCAUCUGAAGUUCUAUUUGCUCUUAGUUUAAAUAAUUUUACCGCCGUUUUUAACCGUAUCUCAGCACGAUUAACAGCCCUAACUAAUCCCAGUGAUGACCCUUCUGACCUCUCGGAUCUUGAACUGAUCCAACAUAUGAAUAUGGAUAUUGUACGUCUUACAAAAUUACUGAAUGAAGUUGUAUCUAAGUUCAGAAAUCUUAAAUCAAAACCAGUAGCUAUUACUCUGAGCCAAAAUCUUGAAAAGGCUAUUUGGAAUUGGAUGGACAACUAUCCAUCAGAAUUUACAGAGCUACAGAAAAAACCAAAUGAUGAACUACAGGAUUGCUGUGAUAAACUGUUUGAACAUUUUAAUAAUGUUGAAGGUUCAGCUCGAAGAAAGGCUUCUAUAUGGCCAUUACAAAUGAUGCUUUUAAUACUGUGUCCUAAAAUUUUAGAAGAAAUCAAUAAUGCAGAUACAGGGGCUCCAUGCUCCCAGCAGCAUAUGAAAAAGAAACAAUUUAUAGAUGAAGUAAAGAAAGCUAUAGGAUCACAUCAUGGGAGUUAUAAAACUUUAGCAGAAGGAGCAGCUGUAACUUGUGUUAGAUUGUGCAAAGCUUCAACCUAUAUCAGCAUUAAUGACAGACUUAAUGUUCUCUUUACUCUUGUACAAUCUGUGAUACAAGACUUAAAGACAUUGCUGUUUAACCCACCACCAAAUAGUAAACCAUUUACAAAAUCGCAGAGUCUUGUUGGCCAGGAUUAUGAUUUAUAUAUUGAUUGUUUUGUGUCUUGUUUCCGUAUAACGCCUCAUAAUAACGAUGUUUUAAAAGUUUGUAUUAAUGGUAAUUCUCCACCACUAUAUCAUUAUGUCCUGGUUAACGCUCUACAUAGGAUAAUUACACAGCCCCAGUUACCAUGGUGGCCAAAUAUAACAUUGAUAUAUGGUAAAGCUGGUGAAUUACGCUAUAUGUUUACAGAUACAGUUAAUAAAGUAACACAGGGCUUUAGUAAUCAUUGUCAAAAAAUGUCAAAUGUAAGUCAAAUAACAAAAGUUACAAGCUCAUUUAAAAUGACGAAGACAGCAGAUGAAACAUUAAGUAAUUAUAAACAUAUCUUAUUAUGGAUUGUUAAACUUAUCCAUGCUGAUCCAUAUCUUAUGUUACAUAAUCAAGGGAAGCCAGGGCAUGAAAUCCAAAGAAGUACUUUAGAAUUAAUCACUGGUCUAGUCUCAUUAGUACAUCAGCCAUGGAUGACAGAUGUAGCACAGAAAGCUAUGAAGGCUUUGUUAUGUCUCCAUCGACCAGAAAAUAUUGAAUUAUGGAAUCCAGAAGCUCCAAUGAAUACAUUUUGGGACAUUAGUUCCCAAGUUUUAUUUUACAUCAGUCAAAGAUUAAUACAGCACCAAAUAGUUAAUUAUACAGAUAUAUUAAAGUGGUUACGAGAUAUUUUAGUUUGUAGGAAUAGGUUUUUACAGAAAUAUAGUACUAUAGCUAAUAUUGGUAGUAAUAUAGCUAUCUGUAUACAAGCCCAUAUUAAACUAGAGGUUGUGUUUUUUAUGUAUUUAUGGAGUUUUGAGAUUGAUGCAGUUUUAACGGCUAUGUCGUGUUUUCGUUUAUUGUGUGAAGAAGCUGAUAUUCGGUGUGGAUCGGAUGAAAUGGCUGUUACACAGUUAUUACCUAAUUAUAAUGUUUAUUCUGAGUUAGCCGCUGCUAGUACUGUCUUAACUACAGGUCGAGCAGCCCUACAGAAAAGAAUAAUGGCAUUAUUAAGAAAAAUUGAGGUAUCAACACCAGGUAAUUCACAGGCAUGGGAAGAUACUUACAGAAACUGGGAAAAUGUAACAAGAAACAUAGAAUCUUCACCCAAAAAGUUUGAGGAUGGUGGAAGAGAAAUAGCUGAAAUGAUGCGACUAAAACGUAAACCACCUCACCAUGCUAAUACUGAACAUGAACUAGAGGAUCAGUUGAAUGAGUGGGCCAAUAUGACUGGUUUUCUGUGUGCCUUAGGUAGUGUCAGAUUAUCAAAUAAAACAUCAAAAACCAGUAACUCUAAUGCUACUGGUAUACCAUUUGAGUCUGGUAGAAAGAGUAGUAUCAUGCAGACAGUAACUACAGAACAAUAUUGUCCAGUCACUCAGUUUAUUGGAUAUCUUCUCAAGUUGUUAGUAUUCCAAAAUGAAAAGAUUGGAGCCCAGAUACAGAAACAUGUAAAGGAAUUAGUUGGACAUGAAUUAAAUCCUGCAUUAUAUCCAAUAUUAUUUGAUCAAACUAAAGUCUGUGUUGAUAAAUAUUUUGAUUCAGGUGGACAGGUUAUUGUAACAGAGAUGAACACCCAGUGUAUAGAAAAUAUUAUAUUUAUAUUAAAAAAUAUAUUAGAGAUGAAAGGCGAUCAACCAUGUGAAUAUCUGGGUGUAACUAGUAUAGAAUCACUUAUGUUGGCUAUAGUAAGAUAUGUGAGAAAUUUAGAUUCAUCAGUGCACGCCAUACAGAUUAAAACUAAACUCUGCCAGUUAGUAGAAGUUAUGAUGCAGAGGAGAGAUGAAUUGACAUUCAGACAGGAGAUGAAGUUUAGAAAUAAAUUGGUAGAAUAUUUAACAGAUUGGAUUAUGGGUAAUUCACAUCAAGUUAAUAUACAGGGUGAUAUCUGUAGUAUGUCCAGAGAUUUAGAUCAAGCUAGUAUGGAAGCUGUAGCUGCAUUGUUAGCAGGUCUACCAUUACAACCAGAAGAAAGUGAUAGAGGUGAUCUCAUGGAGGCUAAAUCACAACUUUUCUUAAAGUAUCUGACAUUAUUUAUGAAUCUACUAAAUGAUUGUUCAGAAGAGGAACAAGAUAAAGCUUUAGAUCCAAAUAGAAAAAGAAGCAUGUCUAACUUAAGUGUAUUAAGAAAUUGUACUGUUCAGGCUAUGUCUAAUCUACUCAAUGCUAAUAUAGAUAGUGGUCUCAUGCAUUCUAUAGCCUUGGGAUAUCACAAAGAUCCCCAGACACGAGCAGCUUUCAUGGAAGUUUUAACCAAGAUUUUACAACAAGGAACAGAGUUUGAAACAUUAGCAGAAACCGCAUUAGCCGAUAGAUUUGAAAGAUUAGUGGAGUUAGUUACAAUGAUAGGAGAUAAAGGAGAAUUGCCAAUUGCAAUGGCUUUAGCUACUGUAGUUUCUAAUUCACAAAUGGAUGAGUUAGCUCGUGUGUUUGUGAAUUUGUUUGAUGCUAAAAGACUUCUGUAUCAGUUGCUGUGGAAUAUGUUUAUGAAAGAGGUUGAAAUAGCUGAUUGUAUGCAGACAUUGUUUAGAGGUAACAGUCUAGCCAGUAAAAUCAUGGCGUAUUGUUUCCGAUUCUAUGGCCAGAAUUAUUUGCGUGAGUUACUACAGCCGUUAAUAAUGGAAAUGUUUAUGUUAGAUGCUGAACAUAGAACAAUAUAUGAGAUUGAUCCAGCACGAUUGGAAACUGGUGAAAAUAUAGAUGAAAAUAAAGCAAACUUAUUGCUUGUUACACAGAAAGUUUUUAAUGCUAUUGUUGAUUCAGCACCAAAGUUUCCACCCAAAUUACGAAGUAUGUGUCAUACACUGUACCAGGUUGUCACUCAACGCUUUCAACAAAGUAGUGCCGACAGUGUGUGGACUGUAAUUGGCACUGUUAUUUUCUUACGCUUCAUCAAUCCUGCCAUAGUGUCACCCUACGAGUCAAAUAUCGUAGAAGAAGAACCUACACCCAGAAUGAAGCGAGGUCUAACAUUGAUGUGUAAGAUAAUGCAGAAUAUAGCCAAUCAUCUUCAAUUUACCAAAGAACAACAUAUGACAGCCUUUAAUGAAUUUUUAAAGAGUAAUUUUGAUGCAGGUAGACGGUUUUUUACAGAAAUAGCCUCAGACUGCGAAACAUUAGAUACAGGAAAUCACAGCCUUUCUUUUAUAAAUGAUGCCAAUGUUUUAGCUUUACACAGACUUCUGUGGAAUAAUCAGGAGAAAAUUGGAGACUAUUUAUCUAGUAGCAGUUUGGAGGUACACACAGAAAACUUUGUGUGCGAGGCCGGGGAUGGUCCUCCGCGUCUGGAUCAUAAAGCAGUAGGCAGACGGCCUUUUGACAAAAUGGCCACCUUGUUGGCAUAUCUUGGACCUCCAGAACAUAGGCCUCUAGAUUCACAAUGGAGUAGUAUGGAUAUGACAAGUACUAAAUUUGAAGAAAUAAUGUUGAAACAAAACAUGCAUGAGAAAGACGAGUUUAAAUCGUUAAAGAAUCUACAUAUAUUUUAUCAAGCUGGUACCAGUAAAUCAGGCAAUCCUGUAUUUUAUUACAUCGCUCGUAGAUACAAAGUUGGUGAGAUUAAUGGAGAUGUCUUAAUAUACCAUGUUCUAUUAACAUUAAAACCAUUUUUACAUAAACCAUUUGAACUGGUCUUAGAUUUUACUCAUACAUGUUCUGAGAAUAGAUUUAGGACUGAGUUCUUGACCAAAUGGUUUGUAGUUAUGCCGGAAAGUGUGUAUCAGAAUAUUGUGGCAGCUUACAUCUAUAAUUGUAAUUCCUGGGUUCGAGAAUAUACAAAAUAUCAUGAUAGAAUCUUAAGUCCUUUAAGAAAUAAUCGUAAGUUGAUAUUUAUUGAUCAUCCUGCUAAACUACAAGAAUAUGUUGAUAUAGAUCAUCAGAAACUACCUGGGCCUACAGUGGCAUUGGAAGAAGAUCUUCGUGUCUUUAAUAAUGCGCUUAAACUCUCCCAUAAAGAUACCAAAGUUGCUAUUAAGGUUGGCCCAAAUGCCAUUCAAGUAACAUCAUCAGAAAAAAGUCGAGUUUUAAACCACAAUGUAUUGUUAAAUGAUGUUUAUUAUGCUGCUGAAAUUGAAGAGGUUUGCCUUGUAGAUGAUAACCAGUUUACAUUAACGAUAGCUAAUGAAAGUGGUCCGUUAUCAUUUAUCCAUAAUGACUGUGAUAAUAUAGUACAAGCUAUUAUACAUAUUAGAACCAGAUGGGAACUAUCUCAACCAGAUACUGUUACUGUCCAUACAAAGAUAAGACCUAAAGAUGUUCCAGGCACACUUCUCAAUGUGGCGUUGUUAAAUUUAGGUAGCUCUGAUCCAAGUUUACGAUCAGCUGCGUACAAUCUGCUCUGUGCUUUAACUCAGACAUUUGAUCUAAAAAUAGAUGGUCAGCUGUUGGAAACCAAUGGUCUCUGUAUUCCUGCUAAUAAUACCAUUUUCAUCAAAUCUAUCAGUUUUAAAUUAGCAGAAAAAGAACCACAUUUAACACUAGAGUUUCUGGAAGAAUGUAUACAAGGUUUUGGUAAUUCUAACAUUGAAAUGAAGCAUUUGUGUUUAGAGUAUAUUACACCAUGGUUACCAAAUUUAACCAGAUUCUGUAAACACAAUGAUGAAAAUAAACGUCAGAAGGUUGCGCUCAUCCUUGAUAAACUCAUCACCAUGACAAUAGAAGAAGUAGAGAUGUACCCGUCUAUCCAGGCUAAAAUAUGGGGUAACAUUGGACAGAUAGCAGAUCUCUUGGACAUGGUGUUAGAUAGUUUUAUAAAGAGAAGUGUUACCGGAGGUCUAGGUUCAAUACAAGCAGAAAUAAUGGCUGACACAGCUGUAGCAUUGACAUCUGCUAAUGUUCAACUUGUAUCAAGGAAAGUCAUUGGUAGAUUGUGUCGUUUGAUAGACAAGACGUGUACAUCUCCAACACUUACAUUAGAACAACAUCUGAUGUGGGACGAUAUUGCCAUCUUAGCCAGAUAUCUACUUAUGUUGUCAUUUAAUAAUUCACUUGAUGUUGCUAGUCAUUUACCAUUUUUAUUCCAUAUUGUAACAUUAUUAGUAUCUACUGGCCCAUUAUCAUUGAGAGCUUCACAUCAUGGUCUGGUUAUAAAUAUUAUUCAUUCUCUAUGUACAUGUGCUCAGCUACAUUUCAGUGAAAGUACCCUUCAAAUUCUCAAACUGAGUUUGGCUGAAUUCUCAUUACCUAAAUUUUAUCAGUUAUUUGGCAUCAGUAAAGUAAAAUCUGCUGCCGUCAGUGCUUUCCGUACCAGUUAUCGCCCAGGAGACCGUUCUUUUACCAUGGCACCUCCUGAAAAUGAGAAGAUGCAUCUGAGUUCAUUAGAAGCUAUUUCUGAUGCCCUGCUAGAAAUAAUGGAGGCCUGCAUGAAAGAUAUACCACAAUGUGAUUGGUUACAACAAUGGACUGACCUCGCCAAGAGAUUUGCAUUCCAGUAUAACCCAGCACUACAGCCUCGAGCUAUUAUAGUAUUAGGCUGUAUCAGUAAAACUGUUACAGACUCCGAAAUAAAACAAUUACUCAAAAUAAUGAUGAAGGCUUUAGAAUCUUAUACAGAUCUGACAUUAAUAGAAGCUGUAGUGAUGUGUUUAACAAGAUUACAACCUUUACUUAGAUCAGAUUCUCCUAUACACAGGUUUUUGUUUUGGGUAGCUAUAUCUGUAUUACAGUUAGACGAAGUAUCUCUGUAUGCUGCUGGUUUAUCAUUAUUAGAACAGAAUCUGCAUACAUUAGAUAACAUCGGAUUGUUUGAACAUCAGAGUUUAGAAGAAUGUGUUAUGGGUAUAAGAGAACCUCUGGAAUGGCACUUCAAACAAUUAGACCAUGACAUGGGUCUUGGCUUUAUUAAUAACUUUAACUUUGCUCUAGUCGGACAUUUACUCAAAGGUUUUCGUCAUCCAUCAGCUACUACUGUAUCUCGUACUAUUCGUGUUCUACAUCAACUGUUAAAUAUCACUGUUAAACAUACAAAUAGAGAUAAAUUUGUUGUUACCAUACAUACUGUACCAUAUUUAGCAGCGCUUGUGUCCGUGUCAGAAGAAGUCAGAAGUCGAUGUCAUUUAAAACAUCGCACACCAAAUUACAUGAUCUCAGAAUCCACAUCAAAUGACAGUCUUAAUGCUGAGGUAAAUAAUGCUGCUCAAGGCACAUCUCCUAUUACGCCUCCUGCAGGACCUACACCUUCACAGGUCCUACCACCUCCAACCAACACUCCUCGACGACAGAAAAGUUGGGACCAUUUAGAUCAAAAUGCUGUCAAUUCGGCCAAAUUACAGAAAGGUGCUCAAGUUAGUCAGAGUCAGGCGAGCAGUCCAAAAUUUUGGAGAAGUUUAGACUCAGAACCUAAUUCCCGACCACCAUUUAAAGUGCGAAGUAGUUCUGUUCCCACUCCUGGAACUAAAAAAAUAGAAACAGCAAAAGUUAUUCCCCAACCCCGAAGUGGUCGCAGUUCAGUGUCCAAUGAAAAUAAUGUCCUUUUAGACCCUGAAGUUCUCAAUGAUUACCCUACCCAAGCUUUGGUUUUAACUGUCUUAGCUACCCUUGUUAGAAAUACAACAGAUGAAAAUGAAACUAGAAUUUUAUAUGAAUAUUUAGCAGAAGCUUCUGUUGUGUUCCCUCGUGUUUUUCCAGUCAUUCACAGUUUAUUGGAUGCUAAAAUUAAUAAUGUAUUAUCGCUGUGUCAUGAUCAGGCUAUAUUAAAUGCGGUACAGAGUAUUAUACAAAACAUGAUAGCCUGUGAAGAUGCCACACAAUCUCUCUCUUAUUUACAAAGUAUUGGGUUUGGUGGUUUAUGGAGAUUUGCAGGAACAUUUACUAAGAAUGCUGGUAGUAGUGAUACACCUCAGUUAUUUGUCAAUUGUCUGGAAAAGGCCAUGAUGGUGGAAUCGUGUCUCCCUGGUGAUGACCUUGACAUUCUUAACCCCUAUCCAAGCAACCUUGGAAUCUCAUCUAAUUUAAACCUCUCAAGCUCCAUGUCAAGCCUGAGUGUCAGCAGCAUGCAUUCCCCAACUGAUAAAGACAAUCAUAAUUCCGACAAAAAUAUUGCCAACGGCAACCGUAUGCGACACUCCUCAGCUAAUAACUUGCCACCCAAAAAUAGAACCGGAAGCUUUAAACAGAAAGAGAAAAAGAAACUUGUUGAGCAGGCAGAAUAAUAAUGUGGUUUAUGUUUUGUUUACUUGUUGUUAUCAAGAAGAAAGAUGGUUGUUUUAUCGUUUACACUGUGAAUGACGCUAGUUUAAACACCCAUGUGUUCUUCAAAAACUUUUAUUCAGUUAAAAUAUCUAUACGCAAUCGUUGCCAAAAACUCACUCAUCCUGUUAUAAACUUUCAACUUAAAAUGAAUUUGUUGUCAAAGUAUCAUUCAAAAGUUAGGUGUAAAUCUUUUUAAUGGUUAUGUUGUUAUAUGGACUUUGUAUAUUAUACCUGGUUGGUCAACUUUCAUUUUUGUCAAAUCAUACAUAUCAAAUUUCAAUUAAUCAUUUAUAUUCUGAUGUACAAACUUCUUACACUGAUAUUGUUAUACACGAAUUUCAUCAUACAAUAUGAAAAGCGCUAUCAUACACACAUACAUACGCAGAAACUCUAUAUUCCCUAAAGACAAUUCAGAUGGCAUUAUAAUAAUAUUAUUUUUGUGUCGUUAUUAAGAUUAUUAAAUGUUUUAUCCAAGUUUUUGCCUUGUGAAAUGAUAAAAUGUGUUGUUGAUUAUUGUUGUUAGCUUAUUGAAGUCGGCUUUGUUAUGUUGUAUUUAAAUGAAUAUAUAUAUAUAUUUUUAUUAUACAGUUAUUGGCUGAUUGAUGGAUAUUAGUACCUACCAAACAAAAUGGCUGUAAACCCUUUCUGAAAUCUUAAACUAAAAAUUACCAAUUGAAUUGGUGCACUUUUGGAAGAAUGCUAUUCUAAUCUGAAUUGAGCAGGUUUAUCAUUGCUUAAAUCAAAUAAUGACAGGAGUUAUAAUAUGAAAGGGGUGUUUUUCAAAGUCCAGAAUAGAUCAUUUUCUCAAAGGAAGGAUUCCAUUUUCAAGAGGUGAAUCAAUAAGUGCACUCUUUACAGUUUGUGUGCUUAUUUGGUUUAUUUAUUAAUUAAAUUAUACUGGAUUGUUCUGUGUUUAUAAACUUAAAUACAAAUUUAAAACACACAAUUUCGUAACAGAUAGUAGUUUUGUCAAUGUCCACAUGCUAUUUUGUUUGGAAGGUCUUUAUAUAAUAAAACCCUUUUUAAUGUAAAACCACUUUUCUAGAUAUAUGUGUCAUAUAUCUAUUAUCAGAUUUUUCUUUUCUUUCUAAACAUUAUUUGAUAAGGAAAAUUAAAUAACAGAUAACAAGAAUUCAAUGCAUUAUGCAUAGUUAGAUAUAUGAAUACAGUAACAAACAAUAAGAUUGGAGAUUAGAUGGGUUGCCAGAUCACAGGGACCGGGAAUGAGAAUGAUGACAUUUAACAUGAAUAAUGUCCUCUUUAUUAUUCUGUAAAUUUUAUUUUAAUGCUCUGCUUGGUAUGUCCCAAAACAAAUGGUCCCAGAACCUUUUGCAGCGCAACUGUUUGCCUUUUGAUAAUCUUUUUAAAUAAUCAUCUAUUACGUAUGUCUGUUAUUGAACAUAUUGAAUUCGGAAGAAAAGAGUUAAAUAUAUAUUACAUGGAAAAAAAAUAUCAAACCAAAAUAUAGCCCAAAGUAGACAACAAGAUAUUUUCAAAACAUAUGUAGGUCUAUUGGUGUAUUAUUAAAUGGGUCAUGAGUUAUAUGUGUAUAUUGAAUAUACACAUCUUAAAAAGUUUCUGAUAAUAAUUAGAUAUUCUAUAGUAUCAUUAAAAAUUCUAUUCAUCACAAUACAUACAAACAUUCUACAAUUUAUAUAUUUCAUGACACAAUAUAAUUGUAAAUAAAAUAUAAAAUUUGUAUCAAUUCCAACAUACAUAUAUAAAAUGUAUUGAAAGAAAAAUGAAAUAUUAUUUUUAAUCAGUGAUUAUAUAUUAAUUUAAAAAUAUAUACAUAAACAAAAAUUUGUUGAUGGAAUUAAGAAAAUAUUUAAUGUAAGGAAAUGUUUCCACAUAUAUUUUGAUAGAACAAGACACAAAAUUAAGAGUGUUAGCAGCUUAUAUGAUUAAACACCCACACUUUAUAUUGCCGUCGACCGUCUCUGUCCAUUGGUCUGUAAUUCACAUUUCUUGUUGUUAGCACAAUAUAGGCAACAAUUGAUAUAUGUUGUCUAUCUUACUGCAGUGGUUCUCAACCUUUAUUUGCCAACGUCACACCUUGGAACACAUGAAAAAAUUGCGGCACACCUGGCUAAAUAUAUAUGAAAAAUAUUUGAAUUUUGAAAAAUAAAAACAUGGCAAGUCAUAGACCGCAUACAACCGUAGACACAGACUAGUCAUAGACACGUAGAAUGACUCAAACUAAAUAAAGAAAACACAGCUAAGAACUUAUCAGUAGACAUCAGUGAAUACUAAAUUGGGAUCACAUGGUUUUUCGCAUUUUCUUAGUGUGCCGUUAAAAAUUUCGCAGCACACUUGGGAAGAUCUCACUGGUUGAGAAUCACUGAUCUUACUAAAAUGAAGAAAUCUAUUGAUUCUCAACAUUUUUUGAUAAUAACCUCUUUUACUACAAAAUGUUGUUGUUAGAACUGUAUAAUCUGCAAUUAUUAAACCUAUAUUCCUGAAAUUUAUGCUGGUUACCUGUUGAUAUUCUAGACUUUAAUAAUAACUUUCAGAGUUAUUCCCCUUUAGCACCAUACAAACUUAAUCAUGACCAAGUCUGAAAUCUGUAUGCUUGGACAAUUUCGCUGCUAGUGGCUGCAUGUUUCAUUGCGACAAUGUAUGUUGGUUUUUGUUCAAGGUAUGAAAACUUUUUAAAGACUUGCAAACAAGUGUCAGUUGAAUUACAAUCUUAUACAUUAUACAUUAAUUUAUGUCACUGAAUAAAUCUAAGAUAAAAGUAGAAUGGUCUAUUAAUGUCCUCUGCUCCUACUGAAAUAGUUUGUCAUUUUUUUUCUAGAUCUCUCUUUGUUAAUAGGUGGAAAUCAUGAAGAACUUGGACAAAAGAGUGCAAUUUUUUGUAGUAUUUAUAUUGAAAUAUAAUAUUGUUAUAAAUUAAGCAUUGCUUCUUAGUGUAGACAUAUUAUUUUUGAACAAUACAUUUUUAAAAACUAUUAUAUUAUGAUAUGUGAUAUAUAUUAAAUUAUGUUCUUAGAUUAUCUGAUCAUUUAUAGUCACUAUGUAAUAUACUUAUGAUAUACAUUAUUAUAAUAUCAACAUUUUUAGAAAACAAGUACCUCAUACCUUCAAAAUAUUUAAUUUCAUAAAUCUUCAAAACUACCAUUUUAUUCAAAUCAAAAUCUUUUUCUACAUUUUUCUGGCAGUUUUUUUUUUCUAGAGUGCCAUAUAACUAUAUUGGGAAAUACACAUUAUGACUGAUUUACUGUAUGUAUAUAAUUCUCCUCAAAUAUCUUUCAGUCAAGCUGGUCAUUUUCAUGCACAGGAUAAUGCAUUUUCUGUUUUAAUUCAAGUUGUAAAAUCUAAGACAAAGUAUAAAAAUUAUCAAUAAAAGAAAUUUAAAAAGAAGAAUUGCUUAAAAAUAAGACUGAAUAUAGAAAAUAUGGUUGCACUAUUAAAAGUUGAUCUGACUUAAAAAUAAAAAAAAUCAUAGUAGACAAGACUCGUAUAAGGCAGAGAUGUCGACACCCUACAUUACUCUUGUAUCUGAUUUGGAUAAAAGCUUGCCUAGUGUAUUCAGAUCUAUAAUGAAUUUUACAAAGGUCUGAAUUUUUAUAUGUAUUUUCUGCCAUGUCUUGGGAGUUAAGAAUAUUUGAAAUUUCAAGCUAUUUAUUUGGGUAUCAUCUCAUCAAUGUUAAACUAUGUUAUAUGAACAUUGUUUUUAGUGCAUAAUGUAAUCAUUGUUGUAUUGGAGUUGUAUUGGGCCAUUUUCUUGAGUCACAAUAAAGCACCAUAUCAACCUAUA